UUCGGAGCGUCUGCUAGAGACACCUACUGGCUGAAACCAAAACAAAACAUUUGGGUUUGAUGUUUAUGGUUUCGAUCGCGAAAAUUUAGUGAUCGCUCUGCUCCUGUGGUCUCAAAGUUAGCGUGCGCCUGUCUUCAUUGUAUCUUUCGUGAAUGUUUCCCGUUCUGGUCUUUAGGCGUUGACAUUCGUGUGGAGGGACUGUGGUCGUGACGCAGUAGAAAACAUUUGGACAGUUCUGGCAUGAAGUGGAAAGAUACGUGAGAGAACUGAGGUGGUGACACUUGGCCACUGGAAGUGCGCUGUCAGCAGUUGUGCUGGCCGAUAUUUCUCUGCAUUGAACAUAGUGUCGUGUGAAGUGAUUCAAAAUGUUUACGGGCCUGACAAAUCAAGUCAGCGGAUGGAUGGGGAAUGUGGUCAAGAAGGGAGAGGGGGAAGCUGUGAAGCCUGAAGACAAAGCUGCAGAACCUGGGGAUGAACAACCCUCUUCUCCUCAGGAUAACAGUGAAGCAAAAAAAGAUGCAAGUCCCACCAAGCCUGGCGGCCGGCUAGAGAUGCUCUCCAACGUGAAGAGCCAGAUGUCCGGGUGGCUGGGCUCGGCCGCCAUUCCCUCCAUGCCGGCCAUGCCCGCCAUGCCCGCCAUGCCCGCCAUGCCCUCCAUGCCCGCCAUGCCGUCCAUCCCUGGGCUGCGGAAGGGCGGCGACGACCAGGCCGCUGACGGCGCGGCGGCCACCACCGUCGAGUCGCCCGCCUCAGAGAAGUCCGUCAAGGGCUCGCCGGGUGAACCCGAGAAGGACGACGACAACUCCAGCGCGACGGGCGGCGCCGACAGCAACGCCGAGGUCUCGGACAACGAGGCGGAGGAUCUGGAGAAGGACGGAGCCGUCGCCGGAGUGUCUACCAAGGCGACGCAGGCGGCCAAGUCCUUCGGAGGCUUUCUGUACUCGGCCGUGAGCAAGGCGGGUGCGAAAGUGAGCGAGGCUGGCGCCAAAAUCAAGAAGACUGUCGAGGAAAACCCGGUGAACCUUCCCGUCAAGAAUCUGCUGGGUGACUUCAAUAAGGAGCAGGAGGCGUUCAUCAAGGACAAGAACAGCAAGGGCUCGGAGGCAGCGGUACCGCCGUGGGUGGGCUGCCCCAACGAGGAGAGCCUCAAGGAGGAGUGUCUGUCCCUCUCCACGGAUCGACGGAACUUCGUGCGCAGUCCACCUGCUGGAGUGGAGUUUAACUUUGACUAUGAUGUGACAUUCCCUGUGGCCCAGGCUAUCUUAGCAGAAGACCCAAAUCUUGAGAAGAUGAGAUUUGAACUGGUGCCUAAAAUCAUCACAGAAGAAAACUUCUGGCGUAACUACUUCUACCGAGUUAGCCUUAUCUGUCAAGCAAACGAAUUGUCAUCGAUGGCCAAAGAGGGAGGUGCAGCUGCAUCAGCCUCACGUACUAGCAGCACAGACGCUGAACCUGCAGCUGCACCGUCUGCACAAACCGAGGAGCCUGUAUGCUACCUGCCAGAAUCUGCCUCUGCAAAUGCUGAGAGUCCCACACAUGAGUUUGUGUCAGAUACUUUUGCAGCAAGCACACAAGAUCUCGAGGAAGUUCGGGAAGGCAUGCGUAAACUGGGCUUAGAGCCUCUGCCUAAAGAAGAAGAUUGGGAAAAGGAAUUGGAGGCAGAGCUGCAAGAUUAUGAAGUUGUCGCAGAUAAUGAUGGUCAAAAUACAAAUUCCAAUAACUGGGAAAAUCAAAUUGAAGAUAUGUUGGAUGAUGAGACAGAUCUCAAGUAAUGUAUUAAUAGCAACAAUAACUAUGAUUGUUUUUCCUAGUUACAUUUACUUUGUUGUCAAAAUAUCAGAAACAUAACAUUGCUGCUUCAGGUGUUAGAUUACUGAUUGUAGGUGCUCUGUAAAAUUCCGAUGGACUGGAAAAAAUGUAAUCUUUCAAAGAGGCCCCACUUCAUUUUCCCCCCUGAUUAUCAUUAGUUUUAUCAAUGUCGUAUGAAGAUUGGCAUGAGUAUCUGAUAUACUAUUUCAUGUCUUGUUUUUUUGUAAAGAGAUCUUUUGAAGAUCAGAAUGUAGAAGAAAUAUUUAUGAGGCAUUAAGAAUCAGAACUCUCUUUAGUAAAUGGUUGAAACAUACAGAGUGGCUUCAUAUUAAAGUCCAAAUGUCAAAUUUCAAUUCAUUUUUCAAUCUCCCACUUUCCGAUAGAUAAAAACAGCCACAAUGAGAUGAAGAUUUUAUACGUUCCAUUAUAAAAUAACAAUGCCAUUUUUGUUUAUUUGUCUAGGAAACUAUUCAAUAACACUGUACAGUUUGGUGAACUGCAUCAAAGACGUAUCUUCCUUUUCAUCUCUGUAUAAUAUAAACUCAGGAAUAGCCUGUGGAGGUUAUCCAUAAUUAUUUACACUUGGCUGGAGAUUAUCUAUCUGAAAGGUUUCUUAACUGACUUCCUUAUAAAAAAAAGUUCUACAUGAGCGAUGAUGCAAUGUGUGAAUGUGAAAGGAAAGAAAAGUAAUGUUUCUAUUUCUAUGUGUAUUUAGCCUUUUGCCUUCUCUCGCUAUGAUAUUGAUCAACUGAGCAUAAAUGUUGUCCUAAUUAUGACUGAAUGUAAAAAAAUUAUCAAUGAGUGUUGGUCGUUUACAUGACUAUAGAAUAACAUUUUAUGUGAGUAUUAGGUGGUAGUCAAAAUGUAGUGAUGCACUGAAUCGAGCUUUUAGAUGUUGCUCCAUAUUUGCAAUGGGCAUACGCUUUGAUGUGAUUAAGGCAAAUAUUUUUCUUGCUUUCAGAAAUCUUUUCAAAGCAAACUUUAAAAAGAGUUUGUAGUUUGCUUUUUCCUUACUUGUAAUGGUGGGGUUCCAGAGAUUAAGAGAUAUUCUUGUCAAUUUAAUUUCUUGUCCUUGUUGCUUCAUGGCAAAUUUUGAUUGUUGUUACGAUAUUGAAACUCUUUAUCCUGGAUUUAAUAAUUGUGUUUAAUUCCUCAAAAGUGUGUCCCCACACUCAAGGAAGAGGUAUGCUAGCAUUUACUGUAAUGCAGUUAAAUGACCUAAGAUAUUAAAAACACGUAAAUUUUCUUUAAGUAAGUGCAUUAUUUUUCAAUGCAUUACCUGAAACUUGUAUGACUUAUUGUUGAAUAUAACCAAAGAGCCUUUAUUACCAAGGUAUUUUAUUUCUUUGAUCUUUGUACUGUUCUCAAGUUGUUUGGCUAUACCAGGCUAUACAUUCCAGCAGUUGAUGAGCUUUUGUUUCGGUAUGCAUGCAUUCUGUAUUAUAAAACGUUCUAUUCAGAACUGCCAACCAUAGUCACUUUAAGGACUAUUACUCUAAACUAUGAAUGAAAGCUAUGUUGAGUUGGUGUUAUAUCACUUGUGAAAUUUCACUUUAAAGAGGGUUUAGAUGAGUGUAGCAAUAAGAGAUGAAAGUUGUGAUGAAGUCAAUCAACCUCUAUUGGUUACUAGGUUUUUAAGCUUUAAAGGCACUUUGUCUUCAUCAUGCUUUGUCCGUACAUGUUUCCAUGUAAAGUGAUGUCGAAAGACAUGUCUGAAUUCUGAUAGGACGAGGAAGCAUAUAGUACUUAUACUAGGAUUUGUUCUUAAUAUGGAAUGAAAAAGCUGUGAGACAAUUUCUGAUACGUCUGAUCUCUACAACUCUUUUUCCCUCCUUCAACUCUCAUUUAUAUCGAGCAUUCUGUGAAUGUUCUGAAAUGCAGCACAGUACAACAACUGUUUUAUCAACCCCAGCCAUUAAUUUGAGUUUUUAAUUUUGUGAAGUGAUAUUUUUUGGUUUUGUUGUGCUAUAUUUUAAAUAAUUCAUAUUUUAAACUCCAACAUUUUCAACUUUAUUUUUGUUUGUAUAUAAUGUGAAAAGUGUAGUAGUAUUUGGGAGUCAAUGAUUUUCAAGUCUGUUAUGUUUAUAAAUGUAUAUUAUUUAUCCUGUUAUAUAUAGGCAAAUGUACAGGCACAGCAUUGUGCUCAAGUGGAAGAAAGUAAACAUGAAGUAUUUUGUUGAAUUAUGUUAAAGUAUGUUAGGUUUACUUGGAAAUUUGGAGAAUGUGUGUUGUGGUUCUUCUCAGUUGGUAUUCAAGCCUUUCAUGAUUUGCAUAGUUUAGCCGAAUACCCUCUUAGGCCUAUACAAUAACCGUGUUGGAAAACAAAGAAAGUGUACUAGACAGUCAAUAUUUGAAAAAUCAAUAAACAAUAUAUGCCUA
This is a messenger RNA of Frankliniella occidentalis (western flower thrips), 4188 nucleotides long. It is a transcript of the gene Sap47, whose product is annotated as synapse-associated protein of 47 kDa. NCBI's taxonomy places the organism in Eukaryota, Metazoa, Arthropoda, Insecta, Thysanoptera, Thripidae. The transcript has 10 exons. Gene Ontology annotation, cellular component: cytoplasm; synapse. The coding region runs from base 366 to 1772 and encodes 468 amino acids. The record is from RefSeq and is a predicted model, not a curated record.